AUGGCAGAUAAUGGCAACACCGCCCGUCAACAGGCUGACGCCGGUGGCCAUGGAAACGCACGUCCAAACUCAUCCACCCCUCCUUCGUCUCCCUCACAAACUCCAAGAAGACCACCACGCCGUGCCGGAGCCACUACACCGUCAAAGCUUUCCCAGGCGGCAUCUUCGUCAACAACUCUUCCACCGCCACCAACACCAACUCCACCCACCCCUUCUGCCGACGGGAUAUUACUAGCCACUCCAAGAAGGCCUGUAAUAUGCCCAAUUUGCCAAAAGGAUUUACAUCAUGAGAAAGCUCUCUGUGGCCACAUCCGGUGGCACACACACGAGGAGAGGCUGGCCGCAAGCCGAGAGAUUGCCAGAGCACUUUCAGCUAACUUUGUUUCACGCGGCGGCAAUGGUGAACAAGGACCGUCAAAACGGUUCAAACUGCCAGAUCUCAACGAACCACCACCGCCGGAAGAGUGA
Molecule: messenger RNA, 468 nt
Organism: Lactuca saligna
Lineage: Eukaryota; Viridiplantae; Streptophyta; Magnoliopsida; Asterales; Asteraceae
Source: the annotation of a GenBank genome assembly